ACAUUGAAUCAAAAUUGAAUUGCUAUUUGCUUUCUUUCAUUCUGCAGUUUUUGUAUUUUAUGUUUAUUUACACAAAUAUCAAAUACAAAUUAAUUUGUAAUAAUAAUUUGUGUUGAUCAUAAAGUUCUAUUAAUUAUUCUUUAAGAUAAUAAUAUUGUAAUUUUUUAUUAAGUUUAUCAUGCUGUUUUAUCUGUGACACUUCAGAAAACGCGAUGAAAUGAUUUUGUCAGCGAUCGGAUUUUUUAUAAUAUUAUUUGUCAAUAAUUUUAAAUAUAUUUAUUGCAACGGAAAUGGGAACAAGAUAGAAGGAUUCGACCCUCUUGGACCCUUGGUGAAGUGCUCUUUUCUUCCGGAUGAAUUCGUUGAAUGUAAUGAGCCAUACGAUCAUAAAGGGAAUGUUAGUGCUAAAAAUGAAACCGGUUAUGGUUGCGUUAAAUUUGGUGGAAUAUAUUAUGAUGAUGUCGAAAAAGCAAAAGUGCUUUGUACAGUUUUACCUAAUAUAGAAUGUUUUGGCAGUACAGAGUUCGAUCGUGAAGGAGUUCCUUGUGUCAGAUACACUGAUCAUUAUUUUGUCACAACAUUAAUAUAUUCGAUUUUGCUUGGAUUUUUAGGUAUGGAUAGAUUUUGCUUAGGGCAAACUGGGACAGCUGUUGGGAAAUUAUUAACUCUUGGGGGCUUAGGCAUAUGGUGGAUUACAGAUAUUUUUUUACUAUUAACAAACAAUCUCCUACCAGAAGAUGGCAGUAAUUGGAAUCCAAAUGUUUAAUAUUUAAGUUACGCAUGUGACAAAGUGUAUAUAAAAUAACUUGUGUAUAUGUAUUUUUUCUUUUAUUUAUGUUAUGAUUUGAAAAUGUACAUAUGUAUGUAUUUGUUAUAAGCCAAACUCUUAAAAUAAAAUUAAAAUUCAUUAAUAUUCGGUAUAA
Messenger RNA from Condylostylus longicornis, 923 nucleotides. It is a transcript of the gene amrt, whose product is annotated as TM2 domain-containing protein CG11103. The coding region runs from base 218 to 766 and encodes 182 amino acids. The transcript is spliced from 4 exons. The record is from RefSeq and is a predicted model, not a curated record. Lineage: Eukaryota; Metazoa; Arthropoda; Insecta; Diptera; Dolichopodidae.